AUGGAUACUGCGCAAAUACACCACGCGACCCCAGUUUAUGGCCGAGAAAGAGGAACUUCAAGUCCGGCUGACUUUACGAAUGACCGUCAAACGAAUUCCAGUUUACAACUUCCGACUCUAGAAACGAGACUCGCCACGUCUACUCCAUGUUCUCCAGCUGAAGAGUUUGUUGUUGAAGAAGAACAACAACCUCUCUCCACAACGGAACAGCAAGCAGGGCCUCUGAUAGCGAUCCUCGGUGGCUCCUGUGUGGAAACAGAGUCAACAGGAUCAAAAACCCGUGUAGCGUCAACCCCAGACAACCAAGAGGUUGAAUUUGCCAAAGCCAUCCUUAAUCCAGCCCCCAGCGAUGAAGAUAUCGAUCGAGGAAUCAGACAGGGCUAUCGGUCUCCCGUCUUUCAAUUCCUGGAAACAAGAACUCCGACUGAUACACUUCCGGAAGACUCGAUCGCUGCCUUGCCAGAAUUGGAGAGAAAUAUGCUAUACAUGAAAAGAAGAUGGUUUUCAAGUCUAAUUCCCGCUUGGCUAGAAGAAAUCGUUGACUUCAUCAUCAAAGAUCGAAAGGACAGCCCGAUUACUAACUUUGUCUGCCUCGGCGUCGGCACUGGCGAUUGGUGCUCGCAAUUCUUGAUAUUCUCGCACGUUGUGGCUCAACUCGGCAGAUUCGAUCCAAGUGUUCUGGGCAAUAUUUACGUGCAGGAUCCAAUGAUGUCAGCAGAACAUCGCUCAUUGUUCAUUAAUCACGGCUGCAAGGUUGUAGAGUCCCCGACAGUGUUCGAGUACAUUAAUGCAAACACGUUUCUCAUGGCCGCAUCCGUCUCGACGGAACAUCUUGUGGGCGGACUGGAAGGCAGAGGGGUUAGGGAACUUGCUCUAUUCAUUGGAAACGGCAAGGGAAUACUCGAUACCGCUAACUCGUCCCAGCAACGUUUCCCCAGCUGGAUCAGGACGGUCGGGCCGCUCUUGGAUGAAGAGCUUUGCUGCCAUCGAGACUUUCCUACCAAUCGUGUAUUGAAUGAGUCUGACGGAGAAUUAUUCCGUGGAUUAGCUGGUCUUGAUGUUUGGUGGAGACCUGUCUUUCCAGAAAAUUCAAUAGUGGCUAUCCGAUACAACUAUGCCUGUGCUCUCGGCUUCCCAGGAAGUCUCGAAGAAUUCGAAGCAGCCUACCGGCUGGGCUAUUCACAGCUUGCCAAACAGCUUCGGGAUAGAAUAGUCUGCAGCUUCGUUGCUGCAUCUCAUGACCGUAAUAGACUGCCUUUCCAAGAAUACUACCGACGAUACUACAUAGCAGAAUUGAACGAAGGUCUGACUGAGCAGCAAAGAAGAUAUGAAGAAGGCAUUGCGAGAUGGCAAUCAAUGAACAAAGUUUCGGGCAGGCAGCGUACUUGGUUGGAAUACAUCAACGGCGACCGAUCCAUUUCGCGUCAUCCAGCAUGUAGGAUUACAGGUUGGAAAGAGCCUGCGCAAAAGUUGCCAUCAACAUCAAAAGAACAGAGAGAGUUGCUUGAAGUCAAGAAGAGGUGGGAAAAUACGGCGAAUGCUAGAAAGCUGACGGAAAUCCUGGACCAAAUCACUCAAGAUCGAAGACAUUCCCUCAUGUGGCGCCCAUCACGAACCGAAGAAGAAGAAUUCGAUUUCCGCUUCAAGCGUGCCAGAGAUAUCGGGUUUCCAAACAAUAUCGACUUCUUCAGAGACGGCUGGAAGAAGGGAUACAAAGAACUUCCAACAUUCAUGCAGAAUACGGUCGUGCUCAGUUAUGUCUCUGGACUUGAUGCAUAUGGUUCCCCGACGACCGAGUGUCGCGACUUCGGCUCCCAUGUUUGGGAAUAUGUAAACAGAAAAGGGCCAUUAAGCGAAAAGCAACGUAUCCUCGAGUCACAUGUGGAUGCUUGGCUUGUUAGGUCUAAUGCUCAGACCAGACGAACGUUCUCUUUCACACAAUAUCUAAAGUGCAGGGAAAGCCUUCAGGUCCGGCAGUCUGGGGCAUCAGGCAGAUCGAAGUGAAAGGGUCAAUAGCGGGCUAAGAUGGUUACUGGUUGGAUUUUGGAGGCUGCUGAAUGCUCGUGUAUUCCCAUUUCCUAGUCCAGGGUAUCAACAGACAGCAAAUGGAGCUUAUUUGAAAUAAGUUCCAGAGAAUCGAGGUUCUAUCGCCAACCCUGGCUGAGACAAAAUGCUAUUUUUGUUUAUUCAUGGGUUGACUUUGUACAGCUGGUAACGUCGCUAUAGCUUUCGCAGUAGGACAG
Cadophora gregata is the source of this 2243-nucleotide messenger RNA. RefSeq lists its product as uncharacterized. Bases 1 to 2004 code for a protein of 667 amino acids. The transcript has 4 exons. The record is from RefSeq and is a predicted model, not a curated record. NCBI's taxonomy places the organism in Eukaryota, Fungi, Ascomycota, Leotiomycetes, Helotiales, Ploettnerulaceae.